AGCGUCUCCUGAGUGUCUCCUGAGUGGCUCCUGAGUGUCUGGGUCCCUCGGCUGUCGCUUGCCGAGCUCCCCUGCUCCGGCCAUGGUUUGCGUCCGAGCUUUUCUUCCGAAUAGCCGCCUGGCCACGACAUUUCAAACUCGUGGAUCCGCCAGAUCCGUUCCCGCCGCUCCUUUCUCGUCACCGCCGCUCUCCCUCGCAUCUCAUCAGCUCGUCUCCUCGAACCCACGUUCAUUUCGACAUCGACUCUCUUUCUCUCCUCCCGACUCUGCCAUGAUCUCGUCCAACGAUCUGCUCGCCCAGCUGGCUGAAAACCCUCUCAACUGGGCUUUGGCUGCCCUUGCAAUCUUCCUUACAACGCGGGCACUUUUCCCCCGCAAGGCUGAAACCGUCCCCGCCCCCAUCCAUGCCGAGACCAUCGUGCUCAAGAACUUUACUCCUGUGGAGCUGCAGAAAUUCAAUGGCGUCAGCGACAAGAAAAUCUAUCUUGCAGUGAAGGGCAAAAUCUUUGACGUCACUCGCGGCGCCAGCUUCUAUGGCCCAGAGGGAAUGUACGGCAACUUUGCUGGCCGAGAUGCCUCGAGAGGACUCGCCAAGAAUUCGUUCGACAAGUCGAUGCUGACGCCUGUCGACCAGCCGCUCGACCAGCUUGCCAACCUCGAACAGGACGAGAUCCUGUCGUUGAACGAAUGGGCAGACUUUUUCGCCGGAAAAUACGACCACAUCGGAUAUCUCGUCGAGAACGAUGCCAAGGCUCAGUAAACCCAUGCUUUGGAUUGUGGCCCAUCCGGCCCAAACCGACCCCAAUUUUCAGCUUACACCAAAACGAAGCGGGCCACUGUUUGAGCCAGGGCUGUCCUUAAUUCCUGGUUCUGAAUACACACCCGCCUUUCAUCCACCACGACCAAACGGUUUGCCCAGAGUGCCUGGAAGCCAAGCGACACGAGUCAUCCGAGUCUCUUGAUAUCGA
Messenger RNA from Polychytrium aggregatum, 968 nucleotides. Its product is annotated as cytochrome b5-like heme/steroid binding domain-containing protein. The transcript has 4 exons. The record is from RefSeq and is a predicted model, not a curated record. NCBI's taxonomy places the organism in Eukaryota, Fungi, Chytridiomycota, Chytridiomycetes, Polychytriales. Gene Ontology annotation, cellular component: endomembrane system; membrane. The coding region runs from base 83 to 760 and encodes 225 amino acids.